Molecule: messenger RNA, 673 nt
Organism: Salvia hispanica
Lineage: Eukaryota; Viridiplantae; Streptophyta; Magnoliopsida; Lamiales; Lamiaceae
Source: RefSeq, a predicted model, not a curated record
UCAAUCUGUGUAGAGAUCAACCAGCAGAAGACAAUUCAGAGCAAAAAUGGCGAAUUUCAACGUGAAUUCAAUCCUGUUAAUCACUAUUUCGAUUUUCGCAGCUGCAGCUUAUGGAAUUGACGAUAAAUGCGCCGCCUGCAAUGCAAUUGCUAUGGAGCUGGAGCGCGGACUCUCAAAUGAAAAACCGAGAAACCAUUUGGACAUGAGACACCGUUUGGACUCUAAAGGUCAGCGACAAGGGAAGCUAAUAGAUUACAGAGUCAGCGAGUUGAGAGUUGUUGAACUUCUUGAUGGGCUCUGCGAAAACAUGCAGGAUUAUACUCUGGAGAAGGUGGAUUCAAGCAGACAAUGGAUCAAGGUUAAGGACUGGGAUAACCUUAAGACUAGUAUGUACGCAACCUUCGUCUGACAAAUCCACAUUUUAUUCAUUUUUCCAACUCAUUAUGCCUUUUCUAACCGUGUUUUUGAGUUGCUUAAGUCCACACUCCACACUGGCUGAACACGUAGACUCUAGCCAGAUAUCUGAAAAUUUGAGUCUCCGUAGUAGUAACUUGUCAGUUAUGUAGAAAGUUUUAAAAAACUUUGGAAAAACUUUACCUCUAAGCAAAGUAAUACACUUGUGAUGCAUGCUUGUGGUAAAGUUCUUAAUUGUCAUGUUAUUAUUUUAAUUGAU